Messenger RNA from Phaeodactylum tricornutum CCAP 1055/1, 1553 nucleotides. RefSeq lists its product with no specific name. NCBI's taxonomy places the organism in Eukaryota, Bacillariophyta, Bacillariophyceae, Surirellales, Neidiaceae. The transcript has a single exon. The record is from RefSeq and is a predicted model, not a curated record. Bases 15 to 1370 code for a protein of 451 amino acids.
CGGAGACCUCGACCAUGACAACUUCGAUCUAUGCGAUCCUAGUCUUGUCCGUGCUUUUUGCCAAGUCGUGCGCAUUUGUUCCUCAGCAAGCUCAAGGAUGGCUAAAGAGAAGCCAGGAAGUCACAUAUCCACUGCAACUAGCUGGAAAGGGGUUCGGAAAGAACAGCAUUCCCAAUGAAGAAUCCGUUGCCAGUAAUUCUGAUUUUGAAACCAGCCAACUUUCGUCUUCCGACCCAUUGUAUGGGAUGAGCGACGAACGCAAAGCAAAUCUUUUUCAGUUUCUAUUGCGCGACUUGCAAGUUGAAGGAGCACCUUUAUUAAGCGUGGAUUCGGUUGAUUUCCACACGCUGCAAGCUGCGUUGUGGACGACCUUGGCGGAGCUCAUGGAGUCCGAUGAUUCGAAUAAGGCUUGUCUCAUCUUUGAACAGAUUCCGAUCCCAGCGUUGAAAUCCCUGGUAGACGGUAUUCUGGUGCUGAAAGAACAGCCUCGAUUGAUGGCUUCGCUACCUGAGUUGGAACGGUUCAAUGUUUCUCUUGUUGGCAAAGGUGUUGGGCCUGCAAUUUUGUUGGAAGUUGGCGGUCGGAAUGAAACGAAUCCAUACGAAAACUCGAUCGCUACGGUAUCCCCUUCACAAACGACGGCUGCUAUGAAGAUGUUCGUCGAUCGGAUAAAUUCGUACUUGUAUAGUGCACGAGACGUCUCCGAUCGAUUGGAAAGCAUUGCUCCCGUGCCCGUCGAAUACCGAUCGUGCGCCUUUUCCGAAGUUUGCCACAUCCUGUCGGCUUUUUGGAACAGCGUUUGUGAAAUACAGACAACACCGUCCGACCAGCUGCAAUCCAUCAUGCUGUCGUUUCCCGCAACAAACGCGGCGGACCACGAGCGAUUUGUUGCCGUUGCGGAAGUCGUAAGUCGAAGUCUGUCGGUAUAUCACCGAAACAUUGACGGCGACAACGAGAAUUUACUCGAAAUACAGCAUUUUUCGCCUGCUUACGAUAGAGAUGAGGUCUCUAGCAACAACGAAGUGGCGGAUGGGCAUUUACCACCGACAUCUUGGUUGCAGGCCAUGCUUCGGCAUACGGAUCUGGAAGAUGAAAAUAGAGUCAAAGCACAGCUUGUGAUCAAGUCCAAUUUUCAGCGCCGGGCGCCCAUAAACUCUGUCUGUAUCAAACGUUCCGAUUCCGUAGAUGGUAAGAUGGACGAAACGAAGGGUAUCACGGAACUGACACUCGAGAACGGCGGCGGGAAAAAGGUCGUUCCGGCGAGCAUCGUUCUUCGGUACGCCUGGAAUGCAGUAGCAAUGAACAAACAGGAUCAAGAGGAUUUGCGACAAGCUCUAGAAAAGGAAAUAGAGAUUGCCAACCGGCAGUAGAAUGAUUGACAGUUAAUCAACAAAAGCCAAGGUUGAUUUGGAAGAGAAAAAACCUUACGCGCAGAUGGAGCGUUGCAGCAGCUACAAUCGAAACCUUGGUACCGAGAGUAGAAAUUUAGACUACAUCAAUGCAAGAGGCUAGGCUUCUACGUCUCUGUAUAUAGUGCUGCAGUCGAGGGCUUG